This is a messenger RNA of Pochonia chlamydosporia 170, 963 nucleotides long. RefSeq lists its product as hypothetical. NCBI's taxonomy places the organism in Eukaryota, Fungi, Ascomycota, Sordariomycetes, Hypocreales, Clavicipitaceae. The transcript has 2 exons. Gene Ontology annotation, molecular function: protein dimerization activity. The record is from RefSeq and is a predicted model, not a curated record. Bases 1 to 963 code for a protein of 320 amino acids.
AUGAUGGCGCAUCAGUUGAUAGCACAACCACCACCUCCAAUGUUCAAACAUUUGACGGCAUUCUCCACCCCCGCGCUCCGCAGUUGGGGUACCCUGGCUGAGACUGAGAACCUGGGGGGACAUACAUUUAGUCAGUGUUCCCUAAAUCGGAGAAUGUUUCCACCCAAGUGUUUCCUGUCCCUCAUCUCUGUCUCUCGGCCAUAUGCUCAUCCUCUCAACAACAGUGAAGCAAAAGGCAUUUUGGUACGCGCCUUAUCACAGCUGGGAAUGGCUCCCUCUUAUUCAGAAAAUAUGGAAAAGAAGAAGAAAAGAGUACGGAACUGGACUGCAGAUGAUCGGGCAGUUCACCGUGUCUUUGAGCGCUCACGGCGGGAAGCGUUCAAGGAAGGGUUGCAGGUGAGCUCAAGGCUGACUUUGUACAAGAACCUAGCCGCGUUAGUUCCCUCAUUACAAUCCGUGGACUCCAACAAACUCUCCAAGCAUGUUGUUCUCGAUGAGACAAUAUCGCUGCUGCAGUCGACGAACCAAAAGGCAGCCGAGUCCCAGAUGGUCAUAGACUCACUACUCGCCGAGCGGCAGCAACUUCUCACCGAAAUCAACAUGUGGCGAGCGAGCGCAGGCAUGGAAUCGCAUGCGUUUCCCUCCAACAUGGCCGAGGUGGCUCAUGCAGAACCUGCAACAAACACGCCGGCUUUAGUAGCAGGUGCAGGUGACGUGACUGUUUUGAGUCCCCUGCAGCAAUUACAGGGACAGUUGGAAUUGCCACUCCCGAGUUCCGAAUCAUUUUCUGAUUCCGGAUUUCCUGGAGAAAUGGGGGCUAUACCACAGGGCACGGAGUCGUUGGACCUGGACGGCCUGCCUCUCGAUCCAACAUCUUGGCAAACAAAUGAGUUAUGUGAUUCUGUUGUGGGAGUGCCAAACUAUGCCAUGCAAUCAAGCCUCUUGAUGGAGGGGGGAACGUAA